AUACUGUGGUACUCUAUACCGGCAACCAUCUCAUUCAGAUUGCACCUCGGUUAAAAAAAUGCAGAGGUAAAAACGUUCAACAACUGGGACCUCAGAAAUCUCUGACUUCCGACUUAAGUGCAUUCAAGAUAACUGGGGAACUCAACAAAAUAUAUACAAAAAAGCUCAGAUCUAACUCGGAAUUCGAAGUUGGAAACUCAGGCAUCUUUCUACAGCUCCAACUUUCCGACUUGAAGAUCACCGACAUCAUGAUUUGACCUCGUUUUUUGUUCCCAGUUUCUUGAAAGCACAAAAAGAAAAAUACGGACAGUUUGUAGAAUGGUAAAAGUGCUUCUGUGAGACGUCACACACCCAAGAAGGCUCACCAAUCACCCGACCUAAAUCAUUAAUGUUAAUGCCUUUGGCUCCAGCUAUCCUACGAAAGGACAUUUCGCACACGGCGUAACGUCACGUUUCAACCCGUCCAGUUGGUGGCGGCAAUACACCUUUUGGGGUUGUAGUCCGCGAUAAAACCCACAGAAGAAGAAGGAAGACGUGACGUCACUGUUUACAUCUAAAGGCCCUUUCUCUUCCUCAUAGUGUGAGGAAAAAGAGCUACCAAAAAUGACAACAGCCGCGAGACCAACGUUUGAGCCAGCGAGAGGAGGGAGAGGGAAGGGAGAGGGCGAUCUCAGUGCCUUGUCCAAACAGUACUCAAGCCGAGAUCUGCCUGGUCACACAAAGAUCAAAUACAGACAGCCCACCCAGGAUGCCCCCGAGGAGGUGCGUGCCCGUGACUUCCGCAGAGAGCUGGAGGAGAGGGAGCGUGUUGCUGUCCGGGAGAAGACCAGAGAGAGGGGACCUAGAGAACACACCACAUCUUCAUCCUCGUCCUCAAAGAGGCCCAGACUAGAUCAGAUUCCUGCUGCCAACCUUGAUGCAGACGACCCCCUCACUGACGAUGAUGAGGAAGAUGAUGACUCUGAGGACAGUGAUGAUGAUGACACUGCAGCUCUGCUGGCUGAACUGGAAAAGAUCAAGAAGGAGCGGGCUGAGGAGCAGGAACGUAAGGAGCGGGAGCAGAAAGCUGAGGAGGAGAGGAUCCGCAUGGAGAACAUCCUGAGUGGGAAUCCUCUGCUCAACCUGGCAGGACAGCAGCAGCAGCAGCAGCAGCAACAGAUAGUCCCCACCCCGACUGCCUUCAGCGUCAAGCGGAGGUGGGACGAUGAUGUAGUGUUCAAGAACUGUGCAAAGGGAGUGGAUGAGGCACGCAGGGAGAAACGCUUCGUCAAUGACACUCUGCGCUCCGAGUUCCACAAGAAAUUCAUGGAGAAAUAUGUGAAGUAGAACUUACAACUCUGCUUUGAAGGUGUUUCAUUUCACUCGACUCUGCUCUGUUUCCAGUUCAUCACUGACUGAUAGGGAUUCGUCUGAAAUCAUUGAAUGAACCUGAAGAAUGGAGGGACCCCCACGUACCGAAUCCUCUGUAUAUAAAUGAAUCUAAUGCUUGACAUAAACAGAUUAACUAAUUUUGUUUAGUGUUAACAUUUUCUAUCCUUGAAAUUAAUGGUUGCAAUUGCGACAUCGUCAACUUUUUGUUAUUUUGCUUUUAGCCUUUUUUUUAAGCGAUGUUAAUAAAACAAUAAAUAAAACCUGUCUGUGAGAGGGC
Messenger RNA from Oncorhynchus kisutch (coho salmon), 1648 nucleotides. It is a transcript of the gene cwc15, whose product is annotated as CWC15 spliceosome associated protein homolog. NCBI's taxonomy places the organism in Eukaryota, Metazoa, Chordata, Actinopteri, Salmoniformes, Salmonidae. Gene Ontology annotation, molecular function: RNA binding. Gene Ontology annotation, biological process: mRNA cis splicing, via spliceosome. The coding region runs from base 604 to 1326 and encodes 240 amino acids. Gene Ontology annotation, cellular component: catalytic step 2 spliceosome. The record is from RefSeq and is a predicted model, not a curated record. The transcript has 7 exons.